Messenger RNA from Onthophagus taurus, 486 nucleotides. The record is from RefSeq and is a predicted model, not a curated record. Lineage: Eukaryota; Metazoa; Arthropoda; Insecta; Coleoptera; Scarabaeidae.
AUGGUUGUAAAUAGGCGUGAAAGAUUUUCUAGACUUCCGAGAGACCGGCAGCAGCUCACUGAGGACAGACUGGCCGCGUUUUUUGCGAGUGAGAAUAUCGAGGAUGAAGAAGAUGAUCCGUUCGGAGGUGAUGAUGCUGAUGAGGACUAUAUCCCCCCUGAUGAAGCGGCGUCCGAUGCUGAAGAAAAGUUGCACAUUGAGAAGAAUGUUGCGGUGGACAGUGACGAUAGUGAUGCAGAAGAGGAAGAAGAUGAAGAAGAUGAUCCGUUCAGAAGUGAUGAUGCUGAUGAGGACUAUAUUCCCCCUGAUGAAGCGACGUCCGAUGCUGAAGAAAAGUUGCACAUUGAGAAGAAUGUUGCGGUGGAAAGUGACGAUAGUGAUGAAGAAGUUGUCGAAGGACAGGCGGUUACUGUGAAUAAUUCACAAUUGCCCGUUGGCGAAUUUUACACAUCCAAAGAUGGGGUUGUGUGGAUGAAAAAUCCACCG